Dictyostelium discoideum AX4 is the source of this 3711-nucleotide messenger RNA. RefSeq lists its product as hypothetical. The coding region runs from base 1 to 3711 and encodes 1236 amino acids. NCBI's taxonomy places the organism in Eukaryota, Evosea, Eumycetozoa, Dictyosteliales, Dictyosteliaceae. The record is from RefSeq and is a predicted model, not a curated record. The transcript has a single exon.
AUGAAUGAAAAAAAUUUUGAAGUUUUAUUUUGGAAAGUUAUACAUAAUAAAUUUUUAUUUAAAUUAAUAUUUUUUCAUAUUGAAUCAUUUGAACAACAAUAUGAUAAUUUUAAACAAUAUCAUUUAGAAAAUAAAAAAAAAUUUAAAGAAAUUUAUUCAUUAGAUUGGAUGAUUGAACAAAAACAAUAUCAACUUUUAAAAUGUAAAUUAUUAGCAAAUGAAUAUAUUAGAAUUGAUGAAAAUGGAAUUAGAGAAUUAUUUCAAAUUGGAGUCAAUGAUGAAGAAGAGAAUAAAAUAUUAAUCGAAUUAAUUCAAUUAUUAUUUGAAAAAAAGUUUUUAGAAAUUUCUGAAAUCGAUUGUUUAUUAAUUGCAUUGGGGUGUACGACAAAUGAAAAUUUCCAAUUUAAAAAAGAUUUAAAAUUUAGAAAAAUCAAUAUUAGUGUAAUUAAAAUGUUGGUAAAUCAACCACCAUUUUCAUUUAAAAUUUAUCCAUCAACUUUGGAAUGGGCAAUAGGGAAUUGUGAUCCGAAUAUUGUAAACUAUUUAAUAAAUUCACCAAAUAUCAUAAUCUCUGAAAAAUUUAAAAAUAAAUCAUUAAGAAUUGCAUUUAACAACUAUAAAUAUAAAGAAGAAAUGAUUCAAUUCAUACUUGAAAGACCAAAAUUAUAUAAUUCAAAUUUAAAUCAAGAUCAAUCAAUAUCUCAAAUUUUUACAAAAAAAAUUAAAUUAAUUAAUGGUCACCAUUCAAAUAAACUAUCAUCAUCAUCAUUUCAUCCAGAUUUAAAUGAAAAAGAUAAAAUUAAAAUUUUUGAUUAUAAUGAGUUAUUUUCAAUUGAAUCAAAUUUAAUUCAAAAUAAACUAUUAAAUUUAAAUUAUUUAAAAUUACCAAUUGAAUUAGAUUGUAGUGGUAGUGGUAGUUGUAGUGGUAAUAAUGGUAGUUGUGGUGAUUUUAAAAUUUCAAAAAAUAAAGAUGAAUUUAAUUUAAAAGUUUUAAAUAUUUUAAAUGGUUAUAAUUUAAAUAAAAUUAAAGAAUUAAAUAAAUUAUUAGCUAUUGAAUAUCCAAAUGAAUUUUAUGAACAAUAUCUUUUUAAAUUUAAUGAACCAAUUAGAGAAUUAAAUGGUCAAGAUGAAAUUGAUCAAUUAUUACGUUGGAUUUUAUCAACUUUUAAUUUUAAUGGUUUAAAAUGGUUUUUAAAUAAUUUUAAUAAUAAUUUUGAUAAUAAUAUUAAUAAUCAAAGAAAUCAUAUAAAAAAUAUACAAAUAUCAUCACCAUCAUCAUCAUACUAUUUAACAUCGACAACAAAUAUAGAGAAUUUAAAUGAAUUAAUUAUACUUCAAUUUAUAAAAUUAUAUACAUCAUUAGAAAAUCAUUUUGAAAAUGAAGAUUGUGAUAAAUUAAUAAUUAAAUAUAUUUUUAAAUCAAAAAAUAAAGAACAAUAUGACCGAUUUUUAUCAUGUAUUAAAUGUAAUAGAUUUUCAAAUAUUUUACCAAAGAAAUGGAAUCAAAUUAUUAUUGAUCUUUAUAAUAAUAGUAGAAAUAAAAAUACAAUUGUAAUUAGAGAUAAAGAAACUAUUGAUUGGAUAUUAGAAAAUGUAAAUAAUAAAUUCUUACUUGAAAAAUGUAAUUAUUUAAAAACAACAGAAAUUUUUCAAUUUGAAAAUUUAGAAACCAUUGAAUAUGCUUGUUUGAAAUUUGUUGAAAACAAUUUAAAUUUAAGAUUUUCAAAAACUACAGAACAGCGUUUACUCUAUUUACCAUUUAUAAAAGCAAUAAGUGAAUGUGAUAUUGAAUCGUUACAAUAUAUUGAUAAUAAUAAAAUAGUUUUAAAAAAUGAUUUAAUUGGCCCCUAUCGUCAAAAUAUGGAAGAGAAUUUAUCAAUUCAAACAACAGAGAAUUUAAUAAAGUUAACUGAAUAUUUAGGUACAAGUGGUUAUAAGAAUUUCAAACCAGAUUGUUUUGGUUUCUUUGUUGAAAUCAUUACAAAUAUUCAAAAUCCAACUUAUGAUUUAUCUCUUGUAAAAGUUAAUUUCAAUUGUUAUAUUAAUAAAACAAUUGAUUUAUUAAUUCAUUCUUUCAAUAAUUCAAGUUUUAAAAUUAUUAAAUUCAUUCUAGAUAAUUGUAAUCCAAUUAAAACAAAUACUCAAUCUUUCAUAGAUCAAUGGAAUCAAUCAUAUAGAUUAAAUUAUAUUUAUGUUUUAGAUAAUAGUGAUAAAUUUUAUAAAAUUAAAUAUUAUACUUCAAAUUCAUCAAUUAAUGAUAUACAAUUAUGUAUUAAAAUUUUAUUAAAAUUUUAUAAAAAUAAUAUUAAUAAUAAUAAUAAUAAUAAUAAUAAUAAUAAUAAUAAUAAUAAUAAUAAUAAUAAUAAUAAUAAUAAUAAUAAUAAUAAUAAUAAUAAUAAUAAUAAUAAUAAUAAUAAUCAAUUAGAUUUAGAAUAUGAAAUAAUUUUAAAGAAAUUAAUUAAUUAUCAAUUUAAAAGAUUAAUUGAAAUUAAUUAUUUACCAAUAGAUUUAUUAAAUUCAAUAUAUCAAUUAAUUAAUGAAAUUGAUGAAAAUAUAAUUGAACAUUCAUUUUUUCAUUCAUUUUAUUAUUUAACAAUUAAAAGUAAAAAGUUUUUAAAAUAUAUAAUGGGUUUACCAUUUAUAACAUCAGUAUUAAAGGAUUUUAAUAAUCAUAGAUAUGAUGAUGAUAAAAAUUAUAAUUAUAUUGGAUUUGAUAUAAAGAAAUAUUUAGAUCCAAUUAUAUUCAAUUAUCAAUUUAUAUUUCAAUCAGAUUUCGAUAUUAUUUUAGAUAAAUUAAUAAUGAAUUUAUCAAUUUUACCAUCUAUAAAUGAUCAACAAAUGAUUCAAAAAGAAGAAAAUUAUUUAUUCCUCACAUUAAAUUAUAAUUUACAAUAUUUUUUAGAAAUUAAAAGAAUUGAUUUAUUUUUAAAUCAAUUAGAUUAUAUUCAAUUUCAAAUGAAUAAUAAUAAUAAUAAUAGUAUUUUUAAUAUUUCAAAUUCAACAUUUCAAUUAAUUUUUAAAACAAUUUCAAAUUCAAUUGAUUCAAUAUUAUUUCAAAAAAUUAUUACAUUUUCAUCAUAUAAUUCAAUUGUAAAUUAUUUAAAUAAUUUAUAUAAUCAAAUUAAUCAAAAUAAUCAAAAUAAUCGAAAUAAUAAUGAUAAUCAACUUGAUUAUAUAUUUAAUAAUUUUAAAUUAUUUAAUUUUAUUUUAAUAAAUUAUUUUAAUCAACAAUUUGAAUUAAAAAUUAGAAAUUAUAAUAAUAAUAAUAAAAUUCAACAACAAAAAGAUGAAAAAUUAUUACAAUUACAAUCAUUUAUUUCAAAUUAUUGGAAUAGUGUUAUUGAAAGUUUUAAAAAACAAUUUACAAAGCAUAUAGUAAUUAAAUAUAAUUUUCAUUUACUUUUUAUUGAAAAUAAUAUAAUUUUAUCACCAGAAAAUUUAAAAUUAUUUUAUUCUCUAACCUCAAGUUCAAUAGUAUUAUUUAAUUCAAUUUCAAAAUAUAAUAGAAAUGAUCCAUUUUUAAAAAUUACUAAAUCAAGAUUAUUGGAUUUAAUUAGAAAUAAAAAAUUAAACUUUUUAAAAUAUUUAUAUGAAAAUCGUUAUAUAACAAAUCAAUCAGUAUCAAAUGAAGAAGAUGAUAAUUUAUUAGAUUUUUUGAAAUUUCAAUUUAAAAAUCAUCCAGAGUAUAAUCUUGUAAAUUGGUUAAAAUAA